Aspergillus calidoustus is the source of this 1094-nucleotide messenger RNA. The record is from the annotation of a GenBank genome assembly. Lineage: Eukaryota; Fungi; Ascomycota; Eurotiomycetes; Eurotiales; Aspergillaceae.
GUCAAUGCUUGCUGAUGAUGAGGUUUGCCUGCAAUUUGAUAAGAAUGGUCGCUUAUUAAUUGCAUAUUCCAGGUCUACAUGAUGACUGUGAACACGCUGGAUAACCUUUUGCUUGAUAAGUCGUUUGUCCCCGUGCCUGUCCUCCGUCGGGAUGAAGCUCCUUCACUCCCAAGCUCUGGGAGCUGCAUCUCGGACCGUGAGGCAAUAUAGAGGGCGCUGCAGGAGCUCAAUAUACCCACCCUGCGUCAGCAUCUCCCCUAUGCACCCGAUCCUCCCAAUGGUGCUUAUAUAGGUCCCUCACCACCACGACACCCCUCACGACUCCGCGCAAACAACCUCAUCAUGAACCUUCAACACAUUCCUCGCUUCCCGAUCAAAUCCGCCUACUCAUGCGCCGAGUCCCCUACCCUGUCGCUAUAAUCACCUCCACUGAUCCCACACCCACAAUCUCUCAUACUAACACGACAAGGACCGUCAACUCCCACUCCAAGGCCGAGCCACUCUCCACCAAAUAUCGCGGAAUGACAGUUUCCUCCUUCAACACUGUAACGCUGACACCGCAACCCGUCAUAUCAUUCAACGUCCGGCGCCCCUCCGAGACCCUACAUGCCCUCCUCACAUCGGGUCGGUUCCUCGUCCACCUUCUCUCCCCGACGCAAGAGACGGCCGCACUGGCGCGAGACUUUGCGCGCGGGAACCACAAUCUCGCGUUGGGGGAAAGCGGAUUUGAGUUUGUUGGGUGUUCACCUUCGCCGUCGUCAUCAAGAUCUGGAGCCGGAGGUGAAGAAAGCGGGGAUGCGGAUGCGAGUGCGGCUCUUUCACUUCCCAUGCUCCAGCGGAAAGCGGGCACACCUGCAGCUGGAGGCUCUGAUGCUGCGUUAGAGUCCGGCGCGGAGUACUUCCCGUUCAUAUUCGAGUGUCAACUUCUCCCUGAUAGUGUGGUUGAUGUGUACGACCAUACAAUUGUUGUUGGGAGUGUGGUGCGCGCGAUCACGAGUUCCGCACCUAUUGCAGAUACUUCUGCUGCUUCGCCUAAAGACUUGUGUCUGACAUAUGCGGAUACUCGGUUCUGGGAAGUGGGUAAUCAGAUUUGA